Molecule: messenger RNA, 306 nt
Organism: Cooperia oncophora
Lineage: Eukaryota; Metazoa; Nematoda; Chromadorea; Rhabditida; Trichostrongylidae
Source: the annotation of a GenBank genome assembly
AUGCAUCGAAUAACUCUCCCAUCCGAAGAACCAAUAUGUACGCUGGGUUCAGAGAGUGACUGUGAGCGAGCUCUGCUUCAAUAUCACCGAACAAAAGCACACUAUCUCCGAGAGCAGAGGAAGCCUCUCCACCAACAACUUAUGAAUCUGGGCGAUCUGACGUCGUAUUCCGCGUUGAGGGAUCGAGAAGGAGGCGGAAUGGGAGUUGUGGUUGGAGUUCCCGGCUACGAUCCGCUCUAUGUUGGAGGCGCCCUGGAUCAGAAUAAGGACAGCAAUCUUGCAAUCCAAUUUUCUCCUCCACAGUGA